AUGUCCCGUGUUCCACCGGGGAAAGUCCUCCUGAGGAAUGUCAUCCGACACACAGAUGCUCCCAAUAAGAUUCAGGAGGAAUCAGAUAUGUGGAAAAUAAGAGAACUGGAGAAACAGAUGGAAGAUGCUUACCGGGGGACCAAAAGGAAAAUGUUACCCAGUAGUUCAAGCCGGAUGUGUAGUGAUGGUUUUGAUGAAGAAAGUCAAAGAGACUAUUGGAGGCCAAAGAAUGAAAUUUCUGGGGCUGAAGAUGAUUUUCUUAAGGCUAAAUCGUGGAAUAAGAAGUUAUAUGAUUAUGAAACUAAUAUGCCAGACAGAUGGGGUCACAGUGGUUAUAAAGAAUUAUACCCUGAAGAAUUUGAAACAGACAGUAGUGAUCAGCAAGAUAUUACCAAUGGGAAAAAAACAUCUCCCCAAGUAAAAUCAUCUACCCAUGAGUCUCACAAACACAAGAAGUCAAAGAAAUCUCACAAAAAAAAGCAGAAAAAAAAGUCACACAAAAAACAGAAGAAAAGCAAAAAAGAAGCCACAGAUAUAACAGCAGAUUCCUCAAGCGAGUUCUCGGAAGAAACUGGGGCUUCUAGUACCAGGAAAAGGAAACAGUCACAUAAGCGCAAGAAAAAAUCCGGGAAAAAGUCUCUCAAAAAAUCUGCUUUAUUCUCGGAUGCAGAAAGUGACACUUCCCAGUCAGAUGAUUCCGCAUCCAGCAAUUCUGAGGAAGGUGAGGAAAGAGACACUAAGAAAACCAAAAGGAAAAAGAUAAAAAAAGUCCAUAUCCCUGUAGUUAACAAUGAAAUACAGGAGAGGACGAACAGACGCACAAAUUGGAAAGUGGCUACAGAUGAAAGGUCUGCAGAGAGUUCAGAGGAUGACUAA
Neomonachus schauinslandi (Hawaiian monk seal) is the source of this 876-nucleotide messenger RNA. RefSeq lists its product as uncharacterized. The record is from RefSeq and is a predicted model, not a curated record. NCBI's taxonomy places the organism in Eukaryota, Metazoa, Chordata, Mammalia, Carnivora, Phocidae.